Molecule: messenger RNA, 1905 nt
Organism: Nyctereutes procyonoides (raccoon dog)
Lineage: Eukaryota; Metazoa; Chordata; Mammalia; Carnivora; Canidae
Gene: FGF1
Product: fibroblast growth factor 1
Exons: 4
Coding region: 777-1241 (154 amino acids)
Biological process (GO): cell differentiation; animal organ morphogenesis; positive regulation of gene expression
Cellular component (GO): cytoplasm
Molecular function (GO): fibroblast growth factor receptor binding; growth factor activity
Source: RefSeq, a predicted model, not a curated record
CUGAGGAUUCGUUAGCCUGGCCCAGCAGGGAGAGGCUUGGCCGCGGGGAAGGGACGGCAGGCUCACUCCGCAGCCCCGGCCUGGGCGGCCCAGAGUGACUUCGCCGUGCCCCCUGCGACGCACGCCCCGCCACACACAGACCCCGACACCCGUGCGGGGUGCCAGAUGUCAGAGAAGGACUCUUUCACCCAGCAGCCUUCUGAUUCCAGAGGAGCGUCUCUGAGCCGCGACCUGCUGUUUCCCCGGCGACUGAGCCUUCCAAAUAAACAGGAUUCUGCUCAGACAGGCCGGCAGUCCACUCGGCUCAGCGGUGCCCCGAGACAAGCCACGCUCACACCGGCCCGGCCGCUGCUGGCCGUCAGACCUGGGCACCGAGAGCUCGUGUGUGUCCCGGGGGGGCAGCGUGGGCUGCUGUCUGAAGGCAGGUCCCCUCUGCUGACAACCAAGGCCAGGGGGAGACGGAGAGCCUGACACUGCCCCCCCUCCCCGGCCUCCCCGCUUCCCACACAGCCCUGCGGGACGGUGGCGACUCUGUGGCACGGUCUGGAGGCGGACCGGCGACCUGAUGCGCGUGCCACGGCCCGUCCCCUCUCCCCACACAGAGCUGCAGUAACCCAGAAGCUCCGAGCCGGCGUGGGGCUGCUCGGGAAGCAGCUGCAGCACAGCGACAGUGACUGGGAGCAGACGGAUUCCCUCUCCCCUUGGACGAAGAGGCACAGUCCUCAGCCUGCAAGUUUUUCAGCCUUGAAAGCACCAUAACCAGCAGCUGCAGAGCCAUGGCUGAAGGGGAAAUCACAACCUUCACUGCCCUGACGGAGAAGUUUAAUCUGCCUCCGGGGAAUUACAUGAAGCCCAAACUCCUCUACUGUAGCAACGGGGGCCACUUCCUGAGGAUCCUUCCAGAUGGCACAGUGGAUGGGACAAGGGACAGGAGCGACCAGCACAUUCAGCUGCAGCUCAGCGCAGAAAGCGUGGGGGAGGUGUAUAUAAAGAGCACCGAGACUGGCCAGUACUUGGCCAUGGACACCGAUGGGCUUCUGUACGGCUCAACACCGAAUGAGGAAUGUUUGUUCCUGGAAAGGCUGGAGGAAAACCAUUACAACACCUACACAUCCAAGAAGCACGCGGAAAAAAAUUGGUUUGUUGGUCUCAAGAAGAAUGGAAGCUGCAAACGCGGUCCUCGGACUCACUAUGGCCAAAAAGCAAUUUUGUUUCUCCCCCUGCCAGUGUCCUCUGAUUAAAGAAAUCUCUUCUGGGUGCCGACCACUCCAGAGGAGGCUGAGCGGUCCUCACCCAGUUGACCCCAGAUUAUUCCCUUGACCAAUGGCUGCACUAACCCCUGGCCCACAGAGCCUGAAUAUGUAAGCAACGCGCUUCUAAAUGCCCAGUUCACUCUUCUGCAGAGCCCUUUACCCCAGCACAGUUUGGAACAGAGGGAUCAAAUUGCUUCUAGGGGCCAACUGGCUGGUCAGUCUGGGUGUGUGGAUGUUCAGUUGCCUACAGGCACCUGCUGUAGGCUCAGCCUCUCAAUGCAAAGGUGUGGCCAAAUGAAAUGUGUUCAGGGGGCUGCCACGUGGGUCGUUAGUAACUGCAUACAAUUCCUUCUACUGAGUAAACUCUGAUUUCCCCCAAACAUCUGGCAUGAAGCCCUCUCGUCCUUUCAAUACCCCCACGUAUAUUAGCAGAGAAGCUUAUGGCUAGGUUAGGGGAAGGUUGUGUUCCAUGAGUAGAAACUGGGAUGAAGAAAUCCACCCCCUCUCCAAGAACAGAAGAGACCAAAAUGGCAAGGGGAGAUUGGGUUCUGGUGGUCAGCUUAGAAGGAUGGGUUUUCCAUGCAGAAUAAACAAAGGAUGGGAAUCCUAGCCUCAGGAAAGCAGAAUAAAUGCCUAGCUUUGGAAGUCCUUA